This is a messenger RNA of Gastrolobium bilobum, 1565 nucleotides long. RefSeq lists its product as uncharacterized. The transcript is spliced from 12 exons. The record is from RefSeq and is a predicted model, not a curated record. Bases 156 to 1391 code for a protein of 411 amino acids. NCBI's taxonomy places the organism in Eukaryota, Viridiplantae, Streptophyta, Magnoliopsida, Fabales, Fabaceae.
ACGCCAUUGCCAUGUGAGAUAUGUCUCGGUUCUUGAGCUUCCUUAUUCACUCAGAUACCAUAUUAACAUGUUCUGCCUCUCCUUGAACCUUCCCUGCUUCUCUCUUCUCUGUAUUCAGAUAUUAUGCUUGAAAGGAAUCCUCAUCAUCCAAAAGAAUGGGGUGCACUUACUCUGUGUAUAGGAAGAAGAAGUCAAGCAUUCCUGAAGUGGUGGUCUUUGUUCCAUCAACCAGAAUUCCAGUGCAAUGUGAUCUUCAAAGGGCACUUAAAGGAGUAAUUCCAAGGGAACUUGCUGACAAAUUGUCUUCACUUCGGAAUCAGAUAGUAUUGAUAGCUGAGGAUACUGGUGGAUCAGCUAUACCUGAAUUGCUGCGAGCUUUGAAUGAAUACUUGUCUGUUCUGAUUGGGCUUACUAAGAAAGAACAUGGUCUUGAGGGACUAAUAGAAUUCAAGUGGAAAAUUUUUGGAGAUGGCCAACAGGAUAGCAGUAUAGCAAAUGUCUGGUUUGAGGUGCUAUCUGCAGUUCACCUUAUGGCUAUGCUGACACUAUCAGAGGCUGACUCACUAAUGAUUCCAAAGGACCCUUCAGGAUCUGGAUUCAGGGUUGUAUCUUCAGAUAGCAAGAGGGAAGCAAUUGAUUUGUUACUCAAGGCAUCAGGAUACCUGGAGUUCUGUGUCAGGGAUAUUCUUACUCGGUUACCCACCGAAAUCAAGAAAGUUUUUCCCCAUGACUUGCAAGAGGGUGUAUUGGAGGCUAUAGCUAUUCAAGCACUAGGCCAGGGAACUGAAAUUCAGCUUGGUCUUGCGGUGGAAAGUCAGAAGGCAUCUUUGUCUGUGAAGAGGAGGUUGGCAUGUGAACAGUUGAUUUACUUUAGUCAGGCUUAUCAUUGCUUGUCAGGAUGUGACUUCAACCAAGGGCAUGGAAAGAAGCAUCUCAGGUUCAUCAAAUGGAAAUUCCUUGAAGCCAAGGCUGCAGCCUACUACUACCAUGGUCUGAUCCUGGAUAAGGGUAAUGAACCAAGCAGUCACAUUGGUGCUGUGUCUUGUUUUCUUGCUGCAGAAGAACUUUUAGCUGAAAGCAAGAAGGCCUGCUUAAGCUUUUGUCUGGCACCUCCAGUGACAAGGGCUCCUCCACUCUGGGGUGCUAUGAAACAUUUACAUCAGAAAAUUCCUGAAGUUGCAUCUAGGAAGUCCCAGAUGUAUGGCUACCUCUUGGAGCAAGAGAAGGGUCUCCAAGCAUUGCCAGACCUACCUGAGUUCCAAUUGUCAUUACGUCCAGAUGAUUAUGAACUGCCUGAAAUUGAUCCAGCAUGGGAUUGUAAAAACUGGGAAACUCUAGGACAGCCAUUGAAAGAGCACCUUAGAGAUAAUGAUGAAAAUCCAACUGAUUGAUACACUUAUACGGUCUUCUUUCUUUUCUAUUUGUAGUUCAAUACCUGUUUGAUUGUCAAACUCUUAUACAUGCUAACAUUACCAUAGAAUACCAGGGUCAUUAUUCUCCUUAUGACUCCCAAGUUCCAAUAUCUAAGUGAAUCACAAACUUAUCAGUACAAUCAACAGUAAGAC